AUGAUCGGAUUCGACAGCCUUAUCAGCAUUGUCAUGGCUGUUGCCACAUUCUUCCGCGACAACUGCCAUCCCGCUUCCCUCUUCCCUUCUUGGACUCAGUACCUCCUUCCUGCCCCCACCGAGUCUUUUUCUCAACAGUCAUCCCCUGUUGAAGACCUCCCUGUCAUUGAGACAAUCACUAUGGUGGUUACUCAGACUGCCGCUGCGACUGCGUCAUCUCUCAACAAAGCUCUCGCUAUCAUUCCAAAGACUGCACCUUAUGCAGCACCAACUUCCUCCGAUCUGGCCAGGGAAAUGAUCUACGCCUUAUUUACCUACAUCCUUCGCUUCUUCACUCACCCCCUCACCCUCCUUCUCUUCUUCUCUUUCGGAUUUGAACUUCUCAAAGUCAUUGUCAUCUACCGCAUCGCCUCUUCCUCUGUCCCGAAGCAACAAGAUACAAUCAAACUCGAGGCGCAAAUCAUCGAGAGAGAUGGAACAAUCGAGAAAAUGCGCUCGGCCCACGCCACAACCGUUGCAGAACUCCGCGAAAAGCUCUACACCCAGGAAGAAAAAGCCAGAACUGCCCACUUCGUCCAUCGCGUCGAAAUGGGCAAAAAGGUACAGGAAAUCAAAACUCUCGGCCACAAGCUCGAAUGGUCCGGUCACAUGGAGAUAAAGGCCCGGUACGACAGCGACGACAAGGUUCGUGACCUCGAGAAGAAGAUUGAUCAACUCCGUCUCGUGGUUGACACCUUGGAAGACAAGCUCGAGGCCGCAGGCGAGCUCAUCGAUGCCGCCGAACAAGCCGACGACAAGGCCAACAAAGAGAAGAUUGUCCGUGAGCGCCAGAAUGCGCAAGCACACAUCGACAAGCUACGCACCGAGAUCGAGACACAAAAGAACAACGUCCGCAUCGAAGAGUACAAGGUCCAGGAGCUCAAGCGUGAGAACAAGGAGCUGGGUGCAAAGGCAAGGGAGGCUGCCGCUGUCCCCAAUCUUCCUUCUUUCGUUGGCAAGACCACAGCUACGGCUGCUGAGGAGACUCGUCGCCGCUUGCAGGCACUCCCUGGUCCGGAGUCGCCUCGCUCGCCCGCCCCUACCCCCGCCAUCGUCGCCCCCUCUUCCUCUACUGCCUUCGGGCCCAGAGCUAAUCCUAUCACCACUCCUGCUGUUCGUCAGACCAAAGGUCCUCGCCCUCGCCCCACCGUCUGGAUCGCCGCCGCUCUGCCUAACCCCAUCAGACUGGCUCGUCCUCCCCCGCCCCCUAUCAUGCCGAAAACCAAGAACAGCCGCGGAAAAUGA
This is a messenger RNA of Aureobasidium pullulans EXF-150, 1284 nucleotides long. RefSeq lists its product as uncharacterized. Bases 1 to 1284 code for a protein of 427 amino acids. The record is from RefSeq and is a predicted model, not a curated record. Lineage: Eukaryota; Fungi; Ascomycota; Dothideomycetes; Dothideales; Saccotheciaceae. The transcript has 2 exons.